AUGGCCGGCGGCAAACGACGUCGCGAUGAACAAGGCGAAUACAGCCUCAACGCCCACGACGGUGGUGCAAGCAGUAUACGCGUCCAAGCAUCCAGAAAACAAAAUACGGAUGCAGCCACGACAAAGAGACUAAAGCUGUACCCGGCGUCGCAGGCCAGGAGCGUCCGCGCCACGGGGCGGCGAGGCUCUCAAGUUGCCUCGACAAGUUCCUCUCUCUCGCCAGGCACAGACUGCCUUUCACCGCUCUCCGACGAACUGCUCAUUCGCAUUCUCGGCAACCUUGACAUGACGGAUCUUCUCUCCUUGGCUUCUGUCUCGCGUCGGUUCCACUGGCUUGCAGAUGAUUCACAACUGUGGAAAGCAAUCUACUACGAGCGAUAUGUUCUUCCACGCGCCCUGGCGAUCCCGGGAUUUCGGGCCGGUCCUUUGAUUUCGACAAAAGGAACAACCGGUGAGACAGCCGAUGCGGCUACGCUUUUCUCGUUGUCCCGAACGCCAGGCUCCGGGUCGGGCGUUGGCCAUGGUACCGCAGACGGCCGUCAAAUGCGAACACAAUCAAGCGCAGUUCGUGACCGCUUUGGAAGCUGGAAUCGAAGCGUGGCAACCAGUUGGAAGCAAAAAUUCAAACUCCGGCAUAACUGGGCAAGGGGGAAAUGUGCUGUGGAGGAACUACGUCCCGACCACGGCGCGGCGUACGACGGCCCGUCUGCAUCACGAGAUGGAGGGGAUGUUGGCGGUGACGUUGAUGCUCCAGGCGAUGGGUUUCAUCAGAUGCUGCUCAAGGUGAUCGAUGGUAUCGCCGUGACCGCAGACCGGAAGCGUGGCUUGCGCGUGUGGGAACUGAAAUCUCGCAGCCUGGUCGCGACCAGCGACUUCUCGCAGCGAAGCAGGUUUGCGACCGCGGCCGGAUCGUUCGGUAAAGCACGCAAAGGAAGCCACUCGGAAGAAUACGGUGCAGAUCAGGCGCGUGAUGAAGCCAAAAGCCAUGGCAGGGACGACGUUGCAUUUUUGACGCCGAGAUCCUUGGCAGUGGAUGUCGGUACCAAUGUCUUGGACAUUGCCGUCGGAUUGCUGGAUGGAGGCUUCGAUAUAUGGCAAUUUGAUCUCGCAAAGAAAGCGCUGACGCGGCGCUUUUCACAUCCUGCGUCGAGCAGCGGCCCAUUGGCGGGCAUUGCCUACUCGCACCCCUUUGUGCUCACCGCAACCGACUCCGGACUUAUCUCGCUGUAUGCAUUUGCACCUGAGGCUAAACAAAACGCUGCACAACGGGUGGUUGGAUCGUCUAACGUGCCCAACGGCCUGGGACUCAGCGCACCGCACCUCCUGACGUCGUUGCGGUCGCACACGUCACGGCCACCUCUCGCCUUGUCGAUCCGAAAACUGGCACUCGUGACGGUUGCAUCAAUUGUGUACACGUUUUCGACUCGCCAAGGAUGGUCAAUUGGUAUCCAAGAUCUACACGUGAAGUCGGACGAGCUUGGAGAUGGUGAUGGGAAAGAAGCCUGUGGCUUUCGACUGCCUACCGUUGUUGCAACACGCUUGGCCAGCACCUUGCCGGUCCGUACCCAUGAGCGAGCCUCUUCGCAUGCACGCACAAGACUACGAAGGACAGGAACGCCGUCGUCCAGUCCUCUUCACUCCGAAACAAACCAGCGUUCCUCCGUGGGGCUUGCUCCUAUGAAAGCAGCAACGCCUGUGCCUCCAUCCGGGCAGAGACACAUACAUCGGGAAAGUCCGGUUCGGCAUGAAGACGAGGUCGAUGGCGGACCCACCACCCUCUGCUACUCGCACCCCUAUCUACUGGCCAGCAUGCCUGACAACACACUGAUUCUCCAUCUGUGCACGUCAAAUGCUUCGACGCUGACCAUAUCGGCUGGCAUUCGACUAUGGGGCCACACGUCCGGGAUCAGUGAUGCCGAAAUAACGGCGCGCGGGAAGGCUGUCUCGGUGAGCUUGCGUGGUGAGGAAAUGCGUGUCUGGGAGCUUGAAGGGCGGCCCGCUGCCGAACGCGGCCGCAGCGUGGCCAUACGGCCACAUCUACGCGACGUGGCGUCGAGUCGUUGGAGCAGUGAUGAUGACGGUAGAGAGUCAUUGACGCGCGACUGGGACGAACGCCGUAAUUGGGUUGGGUUUGAUGAUGAGAUGGUCAUCGUACUGAAGCAGUCGCCCGGUGGCCGAGAAACGUUAUUGAUGUACGAUUUUACGUGA
Molecule: messenger RNA, 2208 nt
Organism: Sporothrix schenckii 1099-18
Lineage: Eukaryota; Fungi; Ascomycota; Sordariomycetes; Ophiostomatales; Ophiostomataceae
Product: f-box domain containing protein
Exons: 1
Coding region: 1-2208 (735 amino acids)
Biological process (GO): SCF-dependent proteasomal ubiquitin-dependent protein catabolic process
Cellular component (GO): SCF ubiquitin ligase complex
Molecular function (GO): protein binding
Source: RefSeq, a predicted model, not a curated record